This is a messenger RNA of Trachemys scripta elegans, 652 nucleotides long. RefSeq names its product ribosomal protein S5 (gene RPS5). Gene Ontology annotation, cellular component: ribosome; cytosolic small ribosomal subunit. Lineage: Eukaryota; Metazoa; Chordata; Testudines; Emydidae. The record is from RefSeq and is a predicted model, not a curated record. The coding region runs from base 149 to 637 and encodes 162 amino acids. Gene Ontology annotation, biological process: translation; ribosomal small subunit assembly. The transcript has 4 exons. Gene Ontology annotation, molecular function: mRNA binding; structural constituent of ribosome; rRNA binding.
CACGCCUACCUGCCGCCCCUGGACGCAGAGUGGCGCAUGCGCAGUUCAGCACCGGAAGCUCUUCUUGGCCCUCUAGAUCAUAAGAGCCUGGGAAACCCCGUAUAGAGUUCUCUUUCCUGUGCUAGACGCCGCCGGAGCUACCGCCAUAAUGACCGAGUGGGAGACGGCGCCCGCUGUGGCCGAGACCCCCGACAUCAAGCUUUUCGGGAAAUGGAGCACAGAUGACGUCCAGAUCAAUGACAUCUCCCUGCAGGACUACAUUGCGGUGAAGGAGAAGUACGCCAAGUACCUGCCCCACAGCGCCGGGCGCUACGCGGCCAAGCGCUUCCGCAAGGCUCAGUGCCCCAUCGUGGAGCGCCUCACCAACUCCAUGAUGAUGCAUGGCCGCAACAACGGCAAGAAGCUCAUGACCGUGCGCAUCGUCAAGCACGCCUUCGAGAUCAUCCACCUGCUCACCGGGGAGAACCCCCUGCAGGUCCUGGUCAACGCCAUCAUCAACAGCGGGCCCAGGGAGGACUCGACCCGCAUCGGCCGUGCCGGCACUGUCCGGAGACAGGCCGUGGAUGUGUCCCCACUGCGCCGUGUCAACCAGGUACCUGGCCAUACAUGUGUUCAUAGCAUGCCCCAUCAUCCCUGAGCAUGACUCCCCUCC